AUGAAGAAAUGUGACAAUGAAAGAAUAGCUUAAUAAAUAUAUGCCAGUUAGAUGUUAAAAUUGUAAGGUAAAAUUUUGGAGAAGAAGUUAAUUAAAACAGGGUCAAAGAAUUAGAUUGAAAGUUAAUCAUAAAACAUCUCAAAUAACAAUAGUCCUGUCGUUGGAAGAUAAAAGUCUUAUGAGAAUCUAUAGAAAGUUAAUAAGACAUUUAUUAAUCAACCUGUCUCUUAAUAAAAAUUAAGCAGUAUUUUGAAUGUGAUUAGUGGAUAAUAACAAAAUACUAAAUAAAAGUAUUCCAUUAACAACGAAUUGAUUGAAACUGUUAAGAUUUCACAUAAGUUACGAAAGAAUCAAUCAAUGAUACAUAUCGAAUAAUAAUCUCCUGCUCUAACUAAAAAUGCAUCCUUCCAUCAUUCAGUUAAAAAUAAAAUCAAUAGUAAUAGUGUAUCAAGUGAUCAAUCUUAAAUUCAAAAAGUCAAAGAGAAAAUCAAAUUAUUAUUAUAGGAAAGAGAUUAAAAUCUACCAUAAGAUGCAAAAGAAUUAGCAUUUAUGACUAAAUUCAAUCAAAUUCUAAAUUAAUUAGUGGUAGUGUUAUUUCAAGAACCAAAUUUAUAAGCAUCUCAAUAACAAUUCAAUUUGCCAUCUUCAACUUAAGAUACUUUCUAAGCUAUUUAAAUAGAUCAUUUUUUUAAAAGACAGAUUCAGAUAUUGCAAUAGUCUUUUUAGUUAUAAUUAGACAAGAAGAAAUUAGAAAAUGUGUUAUUGUAAAUAAAAAAGAAGUAAGAGAUUUUGCAAUAGGAAAAUGAUUAAUUGUCAUAAAAUAAAUUAUAAAUGAAUGAUUAGAUAACUUAAUUGAAAUAAUAAAUUACAGAAUUGUAAAAAUAGAACGAUAACAAUGAAGAAAAUAUUUAAUUAGAAUCAGGUAAUUAUUAUAUUCAAUAUUGAAAUAGAAACUUAAGAGUUGAAAUAUCUUGUAUAAGGAUAAUUUGAAGCCAUACAAAAAUUGUUAUAAAGAGAAUAAUUAAUGAAGGUAUUUUUAAAAAGGGUGGGUGAUAGUUCUAUAAUAGAGUAAAAAAAAUAUAAUAUUUGAAAUUGAUAGGAUGUUUGAAUAAUUUAUCCAGAGUGCAGAGAAUGUGAAUUAAGAUGAUACUGAAGGAAAUUUGAAUAUUGAUAUGUUGCCAUAACAGAAACAUACCUAAGUUUAAAAGAAUAAUUAAUAAUAAUAAUAAUAAUAAAUUCCAGAUAAAAUAAUUCAAUAAUAUGAAAUUAGUUAUAAAUAAUUAGAUUUAUGUGAUUCACUAUUAGCUGAUGAUUCAAGUAGAUAUUAUUUACUAAUAUUAUAUAGGAGUGAAUGAUUCAGAAGAAAGUAGUUUCGGAUAUUUAGGAAAAGAGUAGGCAACUGAAGUCAGUUGUUAUUUCACUUAAGCUUAGUAAUUUAUUUAAUUAGUUAUUUAUUUUUAGAUAAUUCUAAUAGUAACAAAACCAAUAACCAUUUUAACAACAACAGAAUUUAAAAGUGAAAGGAAAAUCUAAUAUUAAAGAUAAGUUAAGAAUUAAUAUGAUGGAUGUGUAAUUAGCAUAAGCUGCGUAAUUAAUAUUUUAUAAUUAAUUAAAGUUAGAAACAUGAAUAUCUGAAAUAGCAAUAAUUGCUAUAACAAUAAUAGUAACAUCAUGAUAAGAUUUUGCCAGAUGAUAUUAAUAGUGAAGAUGUAAGUAAAAUUUAUAUUCAUAGUUUUGA
This is a messenger RNA of Paramecium pentaurelia, 1738 nucleotides long. NCBI's taxonomy places the organism in Eukaryota, Ciliophora, Oligohymenophorea, Peniculida, Parameciidae. The record is from the annotation of a GenBank genome assembly.